GCGGUGGUUACACUUCAGGAUUGCACCGACGGAAGCCACGCGAAGACCAUGGAAGCGACGCACACAGGACUCCUCGACAGCUUUCGCACGGGGAAGCGCCGACUCAUCCAACAAGUGCUUACAAAGCUCGGCCAAGCCGAAACCUCAGACGAUCACGAGUACCAGAUUCUGCGUGACCGCCACCUCGAGCUCCUCAACGACGUGGAAACCCUUGUCGUGAGCAUGAAAAGCUUUGCUGCCAAUCUCAUCGCGCUGGGACACGGGUGCAACUCGCUCGGUGGCAGCGUGGCCUCGGUGCGCAGCACAGUGACGGGUGACAACAACCGAACGCACUCGUCUUCGUCGUUGCAACUUGGAGGAGACACAGGCACCUUUGCCAUCUCGAUGGCAAACGUCGAUACGAAGGCCCGCGACUUGGCGAACAUGACUCUGUCUACCGCAAUGGCGUCGUCCCUUCAAAAGAUGCUCGUGGACCUUCAUGAGUUCAAGAGGGAAAUGGACAAGCGCGAAAACCUCAAACUCGACUACGACUCGGCCCGCCGAAAGCUCCAGAAGGCACGAGGCCAGCAACAAGCUCAAGACAUUAUGCGGCGCGAUGCUAAGCUCAAGCAAGCGGCGCAGGCACUGGAUAUCACUACGAGAACCAUUAUGAAGAAGAUGGCGCAGUAUGAGGCACUCCGCCCGACGCUCUUCCAAGUCGAGCUCGAUGCAUUUCGACAACUCCAAAUGACUUUUUUCCAGUCGUGCGUCGAGGCCUUCAAUGCACCUACACCCGCAUCCGCCCACGCGGACGCCAAGGCAGACGAAAUCUCCCAAGCGGAGGCCGUCUCGUUCAGCCCGUGGGGGUGAUAUCUGCAUCAUCAAGACAAUUCAGCAAAUAGCUUACUCGACGUGCAAUGCUGAUAUAUAUAUUGUCAUUCGAUUCGUCGUCUCUUCCCAAA
Molecule: messenger RNA, 941 nt
Organism: Saprolegnia diclina VS20
Lineage: Eukaryota; Oomycota; Saprolegniomycetes; Saprolegniales; Saprolegniaceae
Exons: 7
Coding region: 49-849 (266 amino acids)
Cellular component (GO): cytoplasm
Molecular function (GO): protein binding
Source: RefSeq, a predicted model, not a curated record